Messenger RNA from Sinocyclocheilus grahami, 1151 nucleotides. RefSeq names its product cyclin-G1-like. The transcript is spliced from 3 exons. The record is from RefSeq and is a predicted model, not a curated record. Lineage: Eukaryota; Metazoa; Chordata; Actinopteri; Cypriniformes; Cyprinidae. The annotation marks the transcript as partial.
ACUGUGUUUCUCUUCAGUAAGCGAACUCUGAACAUCGAGAGGCUGGAGGCUCAGUUGAAGGCUUGCCAUUGCUCCUUUACUUUCACUAAAAUCAAGCCGUCGCUGCUGGCUUUGGCUCUUCUGGCUCUGGAGAUCGAAGAUCAGCACGAGUGUGAGCCGGUUCCUGCUCUCAGAGAAGCUCUCGGUGCGCUACAGCAGAGUUUGACUGUUAAAGCUGGAGACCUGGUUUGCGUGAGGGAGCUGGUGGCUAAAUGCCUGGCUGAAUACGCCAGCACCAAGUGCCUGAAGCCAAACGGCCAGAGACUGCGAUGGAUGAUUUCAGGUCGAACCGCCAGACAACUGAAGCACAGCUACUACAAGAUCGCCCAUCUACCCACGAUCCCUGAAUACGCUUGUUAAGACACUUGGUGUCGAGCGCCCGUAACAAAAACCUGCUAAAUGCAGUCGUGUGAAUGCUUUAAUACUUCUAAUCUGUGUUAUGGGCACCCAACACUAAUUUCUCUACUUCUCCUUUCCUCAGUCUUUGUUCUCUUUGACACCUGCCAUGAUUGUAUUUAUUUCACGUCUUGAUUGCUAGUCAAGGGUGAGUUUGAGCAAGCAAGGCUUGCACGUGAACAGUAUGUUCAUCUGAAUCGGUGCGAGACGCGCCGGUUGUUUGAAGCAAUGAAGUAUAGAGCCGCCUAGGUCCUCAGUCCACCAUGUGGAAGAGGAGGGAGAAGGGUUUUGAGAUUCAAGACAACAACAGAACCAAGAGAUCAGGCCCAAAACCCUUCACUCCCACCCUAGGCUGUCAGCUGUCGUAAUGCACACUCCUACCCAAGGUGACGAAACAAGAUUUAAAAAUUUUUUUUUGGUUUUCUUUUGUUUAUUAUGCUGAAAUCUGGAUGGCUAUGGAAAUGCAGGUUUUAAAUAUGCCUCUAAUAAUAAGAAAAAUCGCUAAUGACUGACUAACUGACCAGGCUGAAGCUCAUUUUACAUUUGAGUUAUUACUACAGUCUUGUGUAACCGUGAGCAUUUGUUCUAUACCUGGUAUAUAACACAGAAAUGAGUGCUACAAAUAAAGCGGAUUGAAUUGAGACUGGAAAUUGAGAGCAGCGUUCUGCAAAAUGAUGUAGUUGAACCUUUCAAUAAAACCUUAUUGGAAUGCAAAA